AUCGCCAAGACGACAUGUCGUUUUAGGCUGUUCUAAACACCUCCUGGCCUUCCAACUUUCCCUCCUCACCCGCUUUCAAUGGAAGCCAGAGAAGAAGUUCACCUCCUUCAACCGCCGCCGGCGCCGGCGCCGACCUCUCCAGCUCACGAAGCCCUUCUCAGAGCAGGCCCUCGCCUCCGCCUCCUCCGACAAGCUCACGCCCACGUCGUCAUCUCCGGAUCACACCGCUCUCUAUCCCUCCUCACCAAGCUCGUCAACCUCGCCUGCGCCGCCGGCGCGAUUGGCUACGCGCGCCGGGUUUUCGUCACCGUGCCUGGGCCCGACUCGUUCCUCUUCAAUUCCCUCAUCAAGUCCUGCUCCAAGUUUGGCUUCCCCAAUGAUGCGGUCGCGUUCUAUCGCUGCUCGCUGCUCGAAGGCAUUCCCCCCAGUAAUUACACUUUCACGUCCGUUAUUAAGGCUUGCGCGGACUUGUCGGCUUCGAGGCUCGGUAGAGGCGUUCAUGCCCAUGCUUUGGCUUGUGGGUUUGGGUCGGAUCCUUAUGUUCAAUCGGCUUUAGUCACUUUUUAUGCGAAGUCGGGUCAUCUGAAUGUUGCCCGUCAGGUGUUCGAUAAAGUGGGGGAGAGAACAGUUGUUACAUGGAAUUCGAUGAUUUCUGGGUACGAGCAGAAUGGGUCUGCUAAGGAGGCAAUUGAAUUGUUUGAUCAUAUGAGGGAAUCGGGUAUUGAGCCAGAUUCAACUACAUUUGUGGGCGUUUUGGCUGCUUGUGCGCAAUCAGGAGCAUUGAGUUUGGGGAGUUGGGUGCAUGAGUAUGUUAUGGACAAUGGGUUUGAUUUGAAUGUCGUGUUAGGCACUUCUCUGAUCAAUAUGUAUGCUAGGUGCGGAAAUGUUAGCAAGUCGAGAGAAGUUUUUGAUUCAAUGAGGGAAAGAAAUGUUAUUGCUUGGACUGCUAUGAUAUCUGCAUAUGCGACAAAUGGAUAUGGAAACCAAGCAGUUGAGCUAUUUGAGCAAAUGCGACUCCGAGGCCCAUGGCCUAACAAAAUCACUUUUGUGGCGGUUCUCUCUGCAUGUGCUCAUGCCGGGCUAGUUGACGUGGGGCGUCAUGCAUUUGCAAGCAUGAAGAAAGAAUAUGAUGUAGAGCCAGGACUAGAACACUAUGUAUGCAUGGUUGAUAUGCUUGGGCGAGCGGGAUUUCUCGAUGAAGCUUAUGAGUUCAUUGAAAAAGAAAUUCCUAUGGAGCCUCCACCGGCUGUGUGGACUGCUAUGCUUGGGGCUUGCAAGAUGCAUAAGAAUUUUGACUUGGGAGUAAGUGUUGCCGAACAUCUCUUAGAUAGUGAACCAGAUAAUCCAGGUCACUAUGUCAUGCUUUCUAACAUAUAUGCCUUGGCUGGUCGAAGUGACAGAGUGCAAAGAGUUAGAAACAUGAUGAUACAGAGGCUGAAGAAGCAAGUUGGUUAUAGCAUUAUAGAAGUUGAUGGAAAGACAUAUAUGUUUAGCAUGGGCGACAAGUCUCAUCCUGAAACAAAUAUUAUAUAUGAGUAUUUGGAUGAGUUGAUGUUGAGAUGUACCCAGGCUGGUUAUGUACCAUUGGCUGAUUCAUUGAUGCAUGAGUUAGAAGGGGAGGAAAGGGAAUAUGCACUUAGAUUUCAUAGUGAGAAGCUUGCUGUAGCAUUUGGACUACUCAAAACUAGCCAUGGCAUGACCGUCACGGUUGUGAAAAAUCUACGUAUGUGUGAAGACUGUCACUUAGCAUUUAAGUACAUUUCAGUUGUUGCCAAGGAAAUUGUUGUUAGAGACAAGCUCCGGUUUCACCAUUUUAAGGAUGGGUCAUGUUCAUGUUUAGAAUUCUGGUGAUGUGGUCUACACUGAAGCUGGGUGUCAUUUGAUUCCUGUGACUUGUUGUGGUAUGGUGAAAAUCCACCUUUGAGGGUGUACAGAUGCUGAAUGAAGGAAUAAUCUUCACAUAAUUGGCAAUUGAGAGAGAGGUUUGCCCUUGCUAUCUUGCUGAAAACUCCUAAAUGGUUGUUACACUCAACUUGGUUAUAAUUUAUUUUAUACUUCUUCCAAAGAGAGAUGUGAAGACGAGGCUGUUAUAUUGGUGAUAUGUAUAACUAUUCCGAAGCAAGAACAUCCCACACUGAAAAAUGAUGGAUACAUCAAAGAAGGUCCCUCUCGUUAGGCAUGGCCUCAGCUUUUGGACUGAAGAAAGCUGAGUCCAGGUUUCUGUGUUAUCUGCAUGAGUUUUCAAAUAGUUAAUCUGGUGCCCUCACUGGGACUAAGAUUGCCUAAAGAACCAGCUCCAUGGCAGACCUCUCUGAAAUGUGCUGUCACGGUUUCUUUUUUUAGUUGAGGCAUGCUCAACCGUAUAGGAUAGCCAAGCAGAAUUCAAGAUCACAUAUGAAUGAAAUAAAUGAGAAUUACAUGCAAUGAGACUCAAGUAAAAAGAGAUCACUUUAUAAGUGAUUGAGUGCUGCGAAUGCUUUCUGCUUCGUGGCUUUGUUUUUUGAGUUGACAUGGCUGGCUGCAUCUUCUCAUGCACAUUACUUGCUUGAAACCUCUGGGGAAGCAUGCAACAGCCUCCAAACCGCUGCUGCAGAUAAAUGGGGAGGACGAACAGAAAACCAACACAAGGGGCAAUGAUAUCCCAAAUAGUGCAGGAGAUAUUUACCAUGGUGCAGUAGCAUGUACACUAAGUCAAGGUGUCCAGUGUAAUAUGGGCUUCAUAAAGAUGGCAAGUGCAGGGCAGCGAACACACUGUAAUGACGCCGAUGUAAAAGGAAGGAGACAGAACCUUCUCCACUGAGUUAACGUCAAGCAGUAUCUGGCAUAGCAGAAAACCGUCCAGGAUCAGACUGGACAUGGAGUUUCAGGAAACAAGAUAAUUGUGAGUUCACAAAAGACGCUCCUCAUGAGCAAGUCGAACCUGUACUUAAGAUAAGUUGCCAUACUUUCAUACCCUUCACAAGCUUUGGUGCGGUACAUUGAAGACCUAGACUAUCUUUAAAAAAAAUAAAAAAUAUAUAUCCAAAGCAACUAUCAAGUGAAUGGCUGCUUUUUAUAGUGCUAUAGCUAGGCCCGUCAAACGGACAGGUCGGGUAGGGCUGAAAAUGAUCUGAUUCAAUUUGUCUUAUUUGUUUUGACCCAUUUUCAUAUGAAAUGUAAAUUUAGUGAUGCAUAUUUGAUCUGGCCCGCACCAGACUAGGGAUCCUUUAUGUUUAGGCAAUUUUUCUUAUUAAUUUGUCACCUUUAAAUAAUGAAUGGUUCUAUAGAUCAGCUUGUCAAGUUGUCAGGGAGCUUGGCGGUCAAGUUAUGGAUAAGAGUGCGAAGGUAGUGGUGAAAGUUUGGCUUGGGCCAUCCGUUAAUCAUGAAGUGGGUUCCGGCUUAAGUUGGAUUAAAUGUAGACGGAUUCCAAGCCACCCAUAAAUUUUGAAAUAUGAAGCCAUCUUUUACCUUUCGUGAAAUGUCAGCAUGAAGGGGGAACUUCAAGCAAUAAUGGAUUGGGGUUGAGGUCAAGCUCAUAAUGGCGCAGCUCGAGUCCAAAACCCAAUGGACCCUGUCUCGUCCACAAGUAGGUUGAGCAACCAUCUCAUCUCAACUAGGUUGGAGCCCUAGGCCUUCUCAUGUGAAUUCAGAUAAGGGGUGAGUGGUUCCUUGUUGUUCCUAUUACUGGGGACCAGACCGAACCAUUGUCAUACCUCAUCCAAAUACUUUUGAACAAAUCCUGAACCAACAAGUCUAAUGAAGGCAGCAGUUGUAUGAUUA
This is a messenger RNA of Eucalyptus grandis, 3759 nucleotides long. RefSeq names its product pentatricopeptide repeat-containing protein At2g33760. Gene Ontology annotation, molecular function: RNA binding; protein binding; zinc ion binding. Lineage: Eukaryota; Viridiplantae; Streptophyta; Magnoliopsida; Myrtales; Myrtaceae. The record is from RefSeq and is a predicted model, not a curated record. Gene Ontology annotation, biological process: RNA modification.